This is a messenger RNA of Clavispora lusitaniae ATCC 42720, 1362 nucleotides long. The record is from RefSeq and is a predicted model, not a curated record. NCBI's taxonomy places the organism in Eukaryota, Fungi, Ascomycota, Pichiomycetes, Serinales, Metschnikowiaceae.
AUGAGCGAGAGGAUUGUGGUACUCAGCGGAGGAACAGCUACCAAUGAACUUGUUUCUGUUUUCAAAGAAGUAUCCUCUCAUGUCACAUACGUCUUACCCAUUCUGGAUAACGGUGGAUCGACAUCAGAAAUCAUACGUGUCAUUGGUGGACCUGCCAUAGGUGACAUACGUUCCAGAUUGACAAGACUAAUCCCAGAUCUGAAAGUAAAGCUUCGCGAUCUCCUUAGCUUUCGACUAGAUUCCGACCCUUCUCGGGCAAGGUCACAAUGGAAUGAAAUUGUUGAAGGAACUCACCCUUUGUGGAACGGUAUUAAUUUGUCGACGAAAGAAAUAUUUCGAGCUUUCAUGGUUCACGUUCACGUUGAAUUAUUGAAGAGAUCAAAGAUAACUUCAAACUCUACCAACAAUAGGCAAUUUCGCUACGAACUUGCGAAUGUGGGUAAUCUCUUUUUGACGGGUGUUCGAUUGUUUAUUGGUUCCUUAGAUUCUGCCAUAGAGUUGUUCAUGAAAUUGACGGACAUCGAUCCACACAUUGAAGUCUUACCAUGUAUUAACACAAAUUUCAGCUACCAUAUUGGGGCUAUGCUUUCAAAUGGUUAUCUUAUCACCGGACAGUCUCAGAUAUCACAUCCAUCUACUGUGAAUGAGGUUUAUCCCCCUCCAAUACAUCACACGCGACCACCUACACCAACUCACGAAAUUCAAUUGAAAUUGAAUUAUGAGGACAAAAAAGAAGACAACAGGGAUUCGUCAUCUGACGAAGAGCUGGGAAACAUACCACAGUACACUCACCCUGAAUUGAAGAAAUCUCAACUUCAUUUCAACAAGACAGAAAACAUUGAACCACUCCUUUCUCCAAUAAAAAGAGUUUUCUAUAUAUCUCCCUAUGGGCAGGAAAUUUGUCCUACAGCGCAAAGCAAAGUCACAUCAACUAUGGCCAAUGCUAAAGUAAUUAUUUUCUCCAUUGGCUCCUUGAUGACGAGUGUGAUACCUAUCGUAAUCCUCAAGGGUGUCGGUAAAGCAAUCGCUCAGCAACUGAAUGUUCAAAGAAAAAAGAUAUUGUUACUUAAUGGAUGUGAAGAUCGUGAAACAUAUGGCAUGGAAGCCGUUGAUUAUGUCCGAAUUAUCGUUGAACUGGCUAAUUACUCUCUUACUAAAUCCAAUCUGGAUCAAAUUGAGAAUUGGGACAGAUUCGUCACUCAUUUAUUCUAUAUUCAGCAGCCUAAUAUUCCUGUCGACACAGGUUUCCUCAAACAAAAAAAUAUUACUUGUGUUGAAAUCCAGAGAGAUAAAAACUUCCAAAAUUGUUAUGACAAAUAUGACCUUCAAAGAAACUUGCUCCAAGUUUCCAGAAGUGAUUAA